AGCGGAGAAGUGAGCCAGUGGAGAAGUUGCCCAUGGCAACCAAUCAGCACGGAAGUAACAUCUAUAAUUUGCAUACUAUAAAAUGAUACAGAGCUGCUGAUUGGUCAAUGGGGAAAUUUCUCCACUGGCUCACUUCUCCGUUCUUAUCACUGCUUAGUAAAUGUACCCCUUAAUCUCAUGUGUUUAGUCAUACAUCUUGGACCUCUUUUAAUGAAGGGAAACCUAUUGAUGUAUUGUUAGAUGAAGGCAAGCAGACCUACCUGUCUAAACAGGAAGAAUUAAGAUGUCGUAACCGAAGUGUAAUGGAGCGACUGAUUGAUAUAGUACUGUGUUUGGCAAAAGGUGGAAGGCCAUUUAGGGGUCACAAUGAACAAUGUGAUAGCCUUGAAAGAGGGUUAUUUCUUAAUCUGGUAGAUAUGCUUCAAAAAUAUGAUCCUGUCAUGGCAAAACAUGCAAAAGAAUCUCCUCGAAAUGCUUCUUAUCUAAGCAAUCGCAUCCAAAAUGAUAUAAUUGUGGCCAUACACAAUGUUGUAAUACAAAACAUUGUGUCUUCACUAAAUGGAAAAGUGCUUUCAAUAAUUGCUGAUGACACCACUGACUGUGGACACCAUGAACAGAUGUCCGUUGUUGUGCGGUAUUUUGACAAUCAUAAACAUAGUCCAGUUGAAUUUUUUUUGUCUGUUCAGAGACUUUUCAAAGUUGAUGCACAGUCUAUUUUUAACCAAUUGAAUGAAGUCCUUGACAAUCUUAAAAUAGAGUGGUCAUCAGUAUUAGCGGUCUGUUUUGAUGGCGCAUCUACGAUGUCUGGAUGUACAGCAGGUGUUCAAAUGAAGUGUAAAGAAAGAAAUAGUAAUAUACUCUAUGUGCACUGCUAUGCACAUUGUUUGAAUCUCGUUCUAGUAGAUGCAUGCACUUCAAGUAAACAGAACAGUUUUUUAUUUUUAUUUUGGCAUUGUUCAGACUCUUUAUAACUUCAUGGAGGGCAGUUCAGUUCGACAUGCAAGAAUGGAGAAAAUUUCCCAAGAUGUAGGAUCCCAGUUGAAGACUUUAAAAUCACUGUCUAAUACAAGAUGGGCUUGUAGAGCAGAAGCUGUGGCUGCUGUAAAACAAAACUAUUCCAUCAUUUUACAAGCCUUAGAUGAGAUUGUUCAAGAGACCCGUCUUCCAGACAUUAAAAUAAAAGCCAGAGGUCUUAUCUGUGAACUUAAGUCAUUUGACUUCAUCUUUGGACUUCACAUGAUGCAUCCUAUUCUCCAAAUGGUGGUUAAAGUGAGUAAGGCUCUUCAAGACCCAGAACUCAACUUACUUACAGCAAUGGCAGGAGUGAAAAGCUUGCGGAACACAUUAGCUACUAUGAGGAAUGACCCAGAACAUUUUCAGUCAAUUUACCAAGAAUCUGUGACAGCAUGUUUAGAGAAAGAUAUACCAAUACCUUCAGUUAAGAAGAGAAAAAUAUCCAGUCGUUUGGAUAACACCGUUGAAACCCAGCAUCACUUCAACACAAAAGAGGAACAGGAGAGAAUUAUUUCCUUUUAUCCACUCCUUGACUCCAUGAUAGCUGGCAUUGACCAAAGAUUUGAACAGGAAACUUGUGUAGUAAUAACUGCAAUGGGAAAUUUGUUACGUUUAAAAAUUGACAAGGACGACCUUAAAAUUAUUGCCAAUAAAUGUAACAUUUCCACAGAUGAAUUGGAAGCAGAAGUAAAGUUGCUUCAGGGCUAUGAUACAUGUGCUUCUAAAUAUUGCACUACAAACACAAGACCGUGGCUUGAUUGGCUAAAGGAAUCGCAUCGGUUUUCCAUGUUCCCGGCCUUCUAUAAAGCUAUUCAACACUUUGCUGUCAUACCGGUUACUAGCUGUUCAUGUGAGAGGGCAUUUUCAAAGCUAGGACAUGUAAAAAACAAGUUAAGAAGUACAAUAUACCAACAGCGCCUCGAUUCACUCAUGUUGUUGUACAUUGAGCAAGAAUUGGCUCUCUCCGUAAAUUACAAUGAUGUUAUUGAGGAAUUUAAAUCAUUGAUGGCUGGUGAGAGACGUCUUCUUCUUUAAAACAAGGAACAUGAAAAAUCAAGAGAAAAGGACCUAAAUAAUUACAGUGGUUCUCAACUGAACUGCAAUCCUUAAGUUUGUAUGUUAAAAAUCAGCAAAGUCUACUUCACAGACUUCAGCUUUAUUAUUCAGUUUGUUAUUUGAACAAAGUUUUAAAAAAUGCCCGAGAUGAAGAUGCAGUGUAAACCAAAGUGUAAACAUCUGUUACAGUAGAAGAGAGCAGGAGCUGGCUACAGUGCAAGGUUAUGGGAUUAUUCCAUGGAGCGGCUUACGUAAACAAAUGAGAUCUUGAAAGGCAUUAAGUUGCUGAAGUUGUAUGCCUAGGAGAGUAUAUUCUGCACCAGUGUGGAGGAAACUAGGAUGAAGGAACUGACCAGUCUGAAGACAUCCGCACUGCACACUUCCCUCUCCAGUGUUCUGAAGCUGAACAAAUUAUUCACAAGUAACCAGAUCUGGGAUGACACCAUGAGGAAUGGAGAUUCCCCCUGCUUGUUAGAUGCCUGCAAGAAACAUCCUGGAAUUGUAUGUGUCAUAAUAGAUUUAUAUUACACACAUCGUACUUUAAAGUGUUUUGUCUGUGCUUGUGUUUAAAUAUUUAGUUCUGCAGGUUUCAAAGUACUAAUUAUAGAAGUCACAGACACUUAUUUCACACUAUUUUUAAAAACCUAAGUUGUCCUAAAUGAAAAGUCAUCUGUUAUAAUCUGGCACCUGUGAUAAUAAUGGAAAGAAUUAAAA
Molecule: messenger RNA, 2784 nt
Organism: Pseudophryne corroboree (corroboree frog)
Lineage: Eukaryota; Metazoa; Chordata; Amphibia; Anura; Myobatrachidae
Exons: 3
Coding region: 904-2049 (381 amino acids)
Molecular function (GO): protein dimerization activity
Source: RefSeq, a predicted model, not a curated record